Messenger RNA from Talaromyces proteolyticus, 516 nucleotides. RefSeq lists its product as uncharacterized. NCBI's taxonomy places the organism in Eukaryota, Fungi, Ascomycota, Eurotiomycetes, Eurotiales, Trichocomaceae. Bases 1 to 516 code for a protein of 171 amino acids. The transcript has 2 exons. The record is from RefSeq and is a predicted model, not a curated record.
AUGGAAGAAGAUUCGCCUGAGGGGGCGACGACGACGCGAUCUACACGCGUCAUGACACUAUCAACAAGAGCACGGGAAGCCUUAGCCGAUACUGAGUAUAGUACCAAAACGUCAAAGAAAACCAAUGGAACUACUAAAGUCAGAAGAGCGGCCGAUAUUAUUCAAGAUGGGCAACAGAGUAAAGACGGUAAUGAAGAAUUGCUCCUCAGGAUGGGUCGAUUUCUAGAGAAGACGCACCAUGAGCUCAAGGCCGUGAAAGAUGUCCUUGGCAAACAGGAGACCCCAAUGAAAGAAGUGCUGAAGAACCAGUUAUACCUAGUGAAGAUAGAUAACACUAACCGUACAGCGGUCAUAGAUAUGGAUGAGAACAUUCUGCUAGGAGUUACUCAAGUGCUUAGAAAAGAGAAUCGCGUUGACAUUGCUAAAAUAUACUGGCUCAGCAAAAAGGACGUAAACAAAGCAUAUGGAUCAAUGGUGGUAUAUACCACUAAAGAAGCAACGCGAAAUGGCUAUUGA